This is a messenger RNA of Phaedon cochleariae (mustard beetle), 1104 nucleotides long. The record is from the annotation of a GenBank genome assembly. NCBI's taxonomy places the organism in Eukaryota, Metazoa, Arthropoda, Insecta, Coleoptera, Chrysomelidae.
AUGUCCGACGCCUCCAAGCAGGACCACCACCUCCACCACCACCCCCACCACCGCCCGUUCGCCGCCUCCGCCUUCGGCCUGCGUCAUAUGGAGGCGUACGGCGCCCUGCCCGCCCACAUCCUCAACCACCUGCAGCCGCAGUUCCUCCAUCCCGGCCUCACGCUCGGCUCGGGCGGUGCCUUCCGCCCACUGGCCUCCGCCUUCGCUCCGCCCAAAGGCCUCAAGGUCGAGGCUGGGGCGGAGGGGUUGGGCGUGUUCGGUUCGGGGCGGGCGGAGGGACUGGGCGUGGGCGUGUUCAGCCCGGGAAGGGCGGAUUCUUGUAGUCCGGCGAGCGCGUCGUUGUCGCCGCCGGCGCAGCAGGGCGUGAAGGAGGAGAGUUUGGACGCGAGCAUGGAGGAAGAGGGGGAAGGGCAGUCAGGGCGGGGUGGAGGGGAGUCGCCGGGGAGCCAGCACGAGGAGGGCAGGGGGUUCAGAAGGAGGCGGGCGCGAUUUGGUAUUCAAACGGUGUCCUUAGUUGUUGGCGGUGGUAUAGCGGUGGCGGCGGCAGCAUUGGCGGCGACACGCGGCGCACACGAAAAUUCGCAGCAACACGUACUCACUAAUUGCAAGCUGAUGAGGACAAUUUCCUACACCGAUGAGGCCGUUCGACAAAGAACGGUAGUGGGAAAACGGCGGCUUUUCGAAAACAAUCCGAACAUAAAUAAGUUGUCUACAGGUUUUCAGUCGCGGGAAUGCCAGAAACACGUUGCUGCUUGUGUUAGUACAAUUGGAUCUCUGUUCGGAGGUGGUUUCAAUAGCAAUGGGACCUACACUUUUUCUAUGCCAGGAUUGCCACCUGCAGCUCAUGCGCUGGCUAAGUCAUCUUUUCUCUUCGAUCAUGGUUGCAGGUCGGCAUCCUGCCGCGAAACAAAAAUAACAGUCGAACGUGUUGUUCGGGGCUCAGGUGCGAGUUCGAUCGCGGUAGGCGUGGUUUGCGGCGGCCCCGCCAAGGGAUCGGCUACACGCCUUCAAAGGCCUUUUCCCCCUCCCCCCGUGCCGCGGCGCUUAAAAACUAGUCACGAUAUUUUCAAAAGAUCGACUACUUAUGAUAACACUGCUGGCUGA